Rhododendron vialii is the source of this 1455-nucleotide messenger RNA. RefSeq lists its product as uncharacterized. Lineage: Eukaryota; Viridiplantae; Streptophyta; Magnoliopsida; Ericales; Ericaceae. The coding region runs from base 130 to 1221 and encodes 363 amino acids. The transcript is spliced from 6 exons. The record is from RefSeq and is a predicted model, not a curated record.
ACCUCCAAGGUCCCCCAGCGGUUCACUCUCUGUCUCCCCCCCCAACGUAUUGUUUCCAUUCUCUCUCUCUCUCUCUCUCUCUCUCUCUCUCUCUCUCUGUGGGUUGCAUGUGGAGUGGAGUGGAGUGGAAUGGAACCAGCGAAGAUCGAUUGGAAGAGAAUAAGCUCCAUUCUAGUAGUGGACGAUCUUUACGAGAACAUCAAUGCUCCCAAGUUCGUAGAUUUCUCAGCUCCAGAUGAACCUGUGGACGACGAAGCUUGGUUCUGCAGACCUGAUUGCAAUCAUCCGAAGACAGUGGAAGAUUUCCUCAAGGCAACACCUCUUUCAAAGCUUCAGAGAUCAGCUACCGUUUCUGAGGCCCUUCCACAGCGUGAUCGAAACACAAGAGAUGCUUAUUUGAAGAGGAGAGGCUUAACUCAACCUUCAGAUUUGCCAAACAAGGACUCGAAUUGCGAUAGAUUCGUUGAAGAUGGAGAGAAUCAGCACCCUAAUUUAUGUUCUACUCCAAGUCACCACUACAACAUCAUGAAAGCAGAAAUCAAGUCGAGCACAGAGAGGAAACAGAUUGCUAAUCCAACCAAAAAGGAAGAGACGCCACGGUUGAGAAGUACGUUAUCAGCACGAAAUUUGUUUGGAGGGCGCGACUUGAUGAAUCAUAUAACUGAGUUUUGCAAUGAGUUGAAGAGAUUGGCCACAAGGGCAACGGAAAGAGAGAAUGUGGAGAAAUCAGAUGGGAAGAAGCUGGAGAGAAAGGAAUGUGACGACGGCAGUAAUUUGGGGGAAAUGGACGAGAAGGAGAGGAAGCCAUUGCUUGAGGUAGGCAAAGAGAACUGUGAGGAGGCACAGAAGAAUAAUCUCAAGGAGAAGCAGAGGAUGAAAAAGAGAGUUGAAGUAGAAAACAAUCCCAGCCCUUUGGAGUUGAAGAUUGGAAAGCGCAAAGAGGGGGAGAAUUUGUUGCAAAUUCGAACCAAUCCUCCCUCUCCUCAAUGUUUUUCAGCUAGCCGUGGACCUGACAAAGCUGCCCCUCUGAAAGCAUCUAGAUCUAAGCCUCAGGAGAGGGGAAUCCUUCAAAAACUGGAGCAGGGCAAUGCAGAGUUAAUGAAGGAGAAGACCGCAGAAACUAAAAGUACCGGUGGGAAAAGUGCUUCCAUUGUUGCUGAAAGAGAAGCAAGAACCUUGGAUGUUUUCUGGUUUCUAAAGCCUUGCACUCUUUCAAGCUAAAAUAGUUGUACUUGAGAUCAACCUCAUUCAUUACUUCACUUCUCAUUUUCACCCUUGAAACCUCAUUGUUAGUAUAUAUCAUCAUUCAUUCAUUCUUUUGUUGUUAAAUCAAAUCACUUAGCUUUUUGUUACUAUCCAAUUGUCUUUAGGAGAAAAACUACAGUUACGAAUCCAAUUCAUUGAGAUUUGUACAGGGAACCAAGUUCAUCAAUAAAGUUAUAACCUUUGCCUCCA